GACAGGCUGAUGCUGCUGAGCUGCUGAGCUGCUGAGGAGGAUACACAGCCAGAGGAAAUAUGCCCUGCCCAGCAGUGGCUUUGCCUGUUUGAUGAGGUGACCUAUGCAUACCAAGUGUUUUUAAGUCCGGGUUAUCCCCUUGUUUUUGGUUUAUCAUGAGCAUGGAAGAUUAUGACUACCUGUUCAAAAUAGUUCUGAUUGGAAAUGCUGGAGUUGGGAAGACAUGUCUUGUCCGGCGCUUUACUCAGGGCCUUUUCCCACCUGGACAAGGGGCUACUAUUGGAGUGGAUUUCAUGAUUAAAACAGUGGAAAUCAAAGGGGAGAAGGUCAAGCUGCAGAUAUGGGACACAGCUGGGCAGGAGAGAUUCCGCUCCAUCACUCAGAGUUAUUACCGUAGUGCCAACGCCCUCAUUCUCACGUACGACAUUACCUGUGAGGACUCCUUCAGGUGCCUUCCAGAGUGGCUGAGGGAGAUCGAGCAGUAUGCCAACACCACCGUGGUGACUAUAUUAGUCGGUAACAAAAUAGAUCUGUCAGAGAAGAGAGAGGUCCUGAGACAGAGGGCUGAAGACUUCGCUGAGUCUCAGAGCAUGCUGUAUCUGGAGACCUCCGCCAAAGAGUCCGACAAUGUUGAGAAACUUUUCCUGGACCUGGCCUGCGAACUCAUUCGAGAGGCCAAACAGAACAAGCUGGAUAACAAUGACAAUGCCCCAAUGCCCGGCGAGGGUAAAGCCAUCAGUUACUUGACCUGCUGCAACAUCAAUUAGAGAGGGCUCAGCACAUGGUAACUUAGUAGUCAUUGACUGUAGAGGACACAUGGCAGAGCCCCAAUGCCUAGGUCCCUCUAAGAUGGCAUAAAGCCACUUCUUAGUCAUUUCUAGCCCCAUGCCUUUUUUUAAGCUCUACACGGAAGUAAGUCAACUUUAGUUUGGCCUUACAGGAACCAGCAUUUUAGAUGCUGUCGUUCUGGAGAUAUUGUCAGCCAUGCAACAGGAUGUAUAGUUUUCUGCCUGUUGCAUCCAGGAAUAUAAGUAGGGCUCCAUUUGUCCUUCUUAAUGGUCAAAUGGCAGAUUUAUUUUGCUGUUUGGGCUUUAGUAUCCAUUUUCAAUAAACGUUUAUUUCCACCAGCAGUAUUAUGUGACUAAAAGGUUAUACCAGGUAUUUUGUUACAGAUUCCAAAUAGCUGACAACAAGUGUCAUGAUCAUUGGAGGUUAUCAGUAAAUGAUAACAAUAUGUUUACAUACAGUACGUUUUUCAGAUGACCAAGUCUGAUCAAGUUGCAAAAAGGUUUUUCAAACUUGCCCUAAAAUCUUUUGAACAAUCAUUUAUUCCCCGCUAGGUUCUUCUGCUCUGAGAACUGCAUACAAUUUGUAUCUAAUUUAUGUGUAGUUAUUUGCACCCGUCAUAACAAACUGAAAUAUUUGUUUCCAAUAUAGGAUUUCUACUUGCUGCUAAAAUAUUUCUUUUGUAUCGGAUAACAUUAAUUGAAACACAUAUAAUUACUACAUUGACACAUUAUUAUGUGACAUUUUCUUUUUUUUAGCAUACAUGCAUUGCUUCGAUUAGUCUGUUGAUAUGAUAUAAAGCAUUUGGAAAGGCCUCAGAUAUUGGCAAUCAUCAGUAGAAAAUAUAAACAUUUUAAUCAAUUGACUUUUUUAUUUGUCUGUCAGCUGUUUCUUUUACCCAUAGACGUAAAUAAUUCUCUGCCUUUGUGGUUGCUGCCUAGCCAUGAAAUUGUAUCACUUCUUAUUUGUUUGAAGGGAUAUGUUCAUGUAGUUUCGUAUAAAUUGUUGUACUUCAUAUUCUUUUAAUGUGUAAUGUAUUGAUUGUCCAGCAUGUAUUGCCAUAAUUUGUAGUGUCUAACUUUAUCUUUUUAUAUAUUUGCCAUAACUGUAAUGUACUGUAUUGCACAAUACCAUAUACUGCACAGUUAUUAUUUUUAUUGUAACAUUAUGUCUUUUGUUGUACAGACUUGUUGUACACCUUGGCACUUUGCUUUUAUACUUAUUAUUUUCUGUAAUCCCUUCGUACAACCGGCGAGCAUUUUGUUUUGCCUUUUUACCUAGAUUUAACAGCAGUGAUUUAUUGUUAACCCUUGCAUCUCCUUGUCAACACAAUAUGGGAAAUUGGAAGGAAACGCUAUUGGGAUAUUGUGCUUAUUUUCCUUUAUGUGUACAAAAUGACUCCUAAAAAAAUUAAUCUGUAUAACAUUAAAUAAUUACACUAAA
Molecule: messenger RNA, 2229 nt
Organism: Gymnodraco acuticeps
Lineage: Eukaryota; Metazoa; Chordata; Actinopteri; Perciformes; Bathydraconidae
Gene: rab30
Product: RAB30, member RAS oncogene family
Exons: 5
Coding region: 156-767 (203 amino acids)
Biological process (GO): Rab protein signal transduction
Cellular component (GO): trans-Golgi network
Molecular function (GO): GTP binding; GTPase activity
Source: RefSeq, a predicted model, not a curated record